AUGGGGGACUGGAGCUUCUUGGGCAACAUCUUAGAGGAGGUUAACGAGCACUCGACGGUGAUCGGCCGCGUGUGGCUGACGGUGCUCUUCAUCUUCCGCAUCCUCAUCCUGGGCACGGCGGCCGAGUUCGUGUGGGGCGACGAGCAGUCGGAUUACGUGUGCAACACGCAGCAGCCGGGUUGCGAGAACGUCUGCUAUGACGAGGCCUUCCCCAUCUCGCACAUCCGCCUGUGGGUGCUGCAGAUCAUCUUCGUCUCGACGCCGUCGCUGGUGUACGUGGGCCACGCCGUGCACCACGUGCACAUGGAGGAGAAGCGCAAAGAGCGCGAGGAGGCCGAGCUGAGUCGGCAGCAGGAGGCCAACGAGGAGCGGCUGCCGCUGGCGCCCGACCAGGGCAGCGUGCGCACCACCAAGGAGACCAGCACCAAGGGCAGCAAGAAGUUCCGUCUGGAGGGCACGCUGCUGAGGACCUACAUCUGCCACAUCAUCUUCAAGACGCUGUUCGAGGUGGGCUUCGUGGUGGGCCAGUACUUCCUGUACGGCUUCCGCAUCCUGCCGCUCUACAAGUGCAGCCGCUGGCCCUGCCCCAACACCGUGGACUGCUUCGUCUCGCGCCCCACCGAGAAGACGGUCUUCAUCAUCUUCAUGCUGGCCGUGGCCUGCGUCUCGCUCUUCCUCAACUUCGUGGAGAUCAGCCACCUGGGGCUGAAGAAGAUCCACUUUGUGUUCCGGAAGCCUCCGCAGGGCGCCGGGCAGGCGGCGCUGCAGGGCGGGAGCGGGGGAGCGUUGGGCGGCGGCAUCGGUGGCGAGGGGGGCCGCGGCUCGCCCGAAAAGGGACUGGCCUCCGCCAUGGGCCCCGUGGGCGUGUCGCUGACGAAGGCUAAAGGCUACAAGCUGCUGGAGGAGGACAAGGCGAGCAGCACCCACUUCCUGCCGCUGACGGAGGUGGGCAUGGAGGCCGGCCGUCUGCCCUACGGACACGAGAAAGCGGAGCAGGCGGCCGCGCUGGCCGCCGAGGACGAGACCAAGGUGUACGACGAGACGUUGCCCUCGUACGCGGCCACCACAGGAGCGGCGGCGGCGGCAGCCAUGGUGACGGCGGUGACGUCGGCGGCGGCGAUGGUGGCGGUGACGAGUCAGGACGAGGACGACCUGGACUCGCCGACGGAGGUGGAGGCCACGGAUACGAUAGAGGACACGCGGCCCCUCAGUAGCCUGAGCAGGGCGAGCAGCCGCGCGCGCUCCGACGACCUCACCGUAUGA
Molecule: messenger RNA, 1263 nt
Organism: Engraulis encrasicolus (European anchovy)
Lineage: Eukaryota; Metazoa; Chordata; Actinopteri; Clupeiformes; Engraulidae
Gene: gja8b
Product: gap junction protein alpha 8 paralog b
Exons: 1
Coding region: 1-1263 (420 amino acids)
Biological process (GO): cell-cell signaling; gap junction-mediated intercellular transport
Cellular component (GO): connexin complex
Molecular function (GO): gap junction channel activity
Source: RefSeq, a predicted model, not a curated record